AUGUUGUCCCUCGUGGAAAAGCUAGACUUCGUGCCCGCCCUGCUUUCCAUCAUCCUCACCGUCGCCUGGGCCAUCAUCUCCGGCCUCUGGCGCUCGUCUGCUCAUCCACCCACUCUCCUGCUUCAUGUAGGUUACGCCGCCUUCCGCAAGGCGACUGCCCGUCUCUCGGUGGCACAGAUGCAGGCGGUACUGCCGCCCUCCAACCGCAUCUACGAGCGCUACGUGCGCCGCUCGCGCAUCGCCCCGGAGACGGUGACUCUGCCGCACGAUGCCCUGGGCCAUUGGAUCGGGUCACACCCUGCGUCCUCUCCUCCCUCCAGCGACGUCAAAGUCCUGGUGUGGUUCCACGGCGGCGGGUUCGCCCUGCCCGCCAAUGUCGGCUACUUCCACUUCUUCGCGCGCCUGACCGCCGACGCCCGGCGCGCAGGGAAAUCCGUGGCUGUCUUCAGCCUCACCUACUCAUUGGCACCCGCGGCCACGUAUCCCACCCAGCUGCGCCAGGCCGUCGAGGCCGUGCGCUACGUGCUGGACCAGGGCUACGCGCCCGCGCAAAUCCUGCUAGGCGGGGACUCUGCCGGCGGGAACCUCGUCGGCGGCGUGCUUUCGCAUCUGGCGCACACGCAUUCCGCCAUCACCCCGGUAACGCUCCCCGCCGAGGCCAAACUAGGCGGCGCCAUCAUGAUCGCGCCCUGGGUCAGUAUGAAUACCGACUACGCGGGCGAGGAGAUUGACUCGCGCGGCGAUCUGAUUACCCCGGCGGUGGCUGGGCCCUGGGCCAGUGCGUACCUGGGCACCGCGACGCGGGACUUCUAUACGGAUCUUUCCACCGCACCGACGGACUGGUAUACCAAGUUCCCGGUGGAGAGGGUGCUGGUGUGUGCCGGCGGCAGCGAGAUCCUGUUGCCGAUCAUCCGCGAGUUCGUGGAUAAGUUUCGGCAGGGGUUUGAGCGGGUCGAAUUUUGCGUAGGCGAGAGAGAAGGUCAUGUGGCGCCUAUCUAUAAUCUGUACCUGGGUGAUCAGACAGAGACAGCGCAGGGGAAGAGGGUGAAGAGCUGGUUGAGGGAGGUUUUAUAGGGUCAUAUAUAUACGUACAUUUAUCUAUAGAUUUCCGUUUUGUACGUUAUUUGAGAAUCCUUGUCAAUGGGGGUUAUACUGCGCAUCUACUAUAUAUUAAUAAUGGCUAUGUGGAAUCAUGGGGACAGCACAUAUGGAUCAAUAAUGUAUUGGUAUGAUUAGGAGGGCGAUCUUGAGUCACAAGCCUUUUGCAAGUGAUUUAUAAUAAUCAUUAUAAGGCUACUAUAUAUUCUUAAUAUUCAUAAUCAUAUGGAAGCAAAAAG
Messenger RNA from Aspergillus melleus, 1337 nucleotides. RefSeq names its product lipase/thioesterase family protein. Gene Ontology annotation, molecular function: hydrolase activity. The record is from RefSeq and is a predicted model, not a curated record. The transcript has a single exon. The coding region runs from base 1 to 1074 and encodes 357 amino acids. Lineage: Eukaryota; Fungi; Ascomycota; Eurotiomycetes; Eurotiales; Aspergillaceae.